AUGUCAUUUAAACUGCAAUCAGAAAAGAAAAAGGCUCAGGAUGAAAUGCGAAAGUUAAUGAUUGAGCGAAAAAAUAAGGAUAAAAAGCCAAUACAGAUUCAAAAUCCUUUGGCCAAGUAUAAUAGUGCUGGACAGUUGAUGUGUAUACUAUGCUCAUCAAUAGUACGAUCAGAGCAUGUUUGGCAAGUACAUGUAAACAGUAAACAGCACAGGCAAAACAUUGAAGAAGCUAAAAAACUCAAAGAGAAAACAAAAAACUUUACAGAUGGUAAAGUUAAAAAGAGGGUAUCUAAUUCAACCACAGAAGCACCGCAGGAAAAGAAACUAAAAAGUAUAUUAAAGAAUUCUGGUGACAGUGUGCCCACAGCCUUAAAACCUAAAAAUGAUGCACCUAUAAUCUAUUCACAUCAUGAUGAACAAAUUAAAAGGAAACCUCUAAAUAGUACAACUGCGGAGAUAACAGAAACAGCUAAAGAUAACAAUGAGAAGAGAAAGGAAGAUGAAUCAAAACCAAAUGCGCCAAUACCAGAGGGUUUUUUUGAUGAUCCUGUUUUGGAUGCUAAGGCCCGGAAUAUAGAAUAUAAAGAUCCAGUAGAAGAAGAGUGGGAAAAGUUUCAAAAGGAAAUAAAAGAAGAAGCUACUACUUCCGCUGAAAUAAUAGCUGGGGAGCAGGAGGAAGCUACUGCUGAAAGACAAAUUGACGAAAUUGAUGAACAAAUAAGGAAUUGGUCUAGGGUUUUGGAUCUUGAGUUGAAAAAAAGAAGAAACCAAAAAGAAAAUUACAGAAAUCGAAGCAAUGAAUGA
Molecule: messenger RNA, 804 nt
Organism: Leptosia nina
Lineage: Eukaryota; Metazoa; Arthropoda; Insecta; Lepidoptera; Pieridae
Source: the annotation of a GenBank genome assembly